Molecule: messenger RNA, 945 nt
Organism: Saprolegnia parasitica CBS 223.65
Lineage: Eukaryota; Oomycota; Saprolegniomycetes; Saprolegniales; Saprolegniaceae
Exons: 1
Coding region: 1-945 (314 amino acids)
Source: RefSeq, a predicted model, not a curated record
AUGCCGCUACUGCAGUCGAUGGACCACGCUGAUAUCCUCGCGACGGCGUUGGCGGGCAUGGCCAACCUUCUCGCGUGGGCCAAAUCCGAGGGGUCGCUCCACUCGGUGGCCUCCAACGGGGCGUUCGAGGCGUGCCGAUGCGAGCUCGCGCUCGAUGGCAGCGGCACCUUCGACGAUGUCGUCCAGCUCUACAAGUCGCCGAACGACGCGGCCGCCGCGCUCCACCACGUCCACGUCGACAAGUCCCAAGCACUCUACACGUUUACGUCCAGCUGCCAUGACAUUGCACUGCGCUGGGGCGUCUUCAAGGCGCCGUUUCCGUUCAUGCGCGACCGCAGCGCCACGUACAUUAAAUACACCAAAGAGUUUACCAAUGCUAACGGCCUGCGCGGCUUUGCGCGCUUGAUCAAGUCGCACACGCUCGGCCGCGUCGACCACGCCAACUACGUCCGCGCCAAUAUUCGGUCGUGGGGCGUCGUUGUUGUCGAGACAGCCGACCCCAACGUCCUCCACGUGAGCAGCACGGUCGACAUUGACUGGCACGGCAACACGCCGGCAUGGGUCGCGACCUUGAUGACCUCUCGGCGCACGCAGAGCAUCAAGGCGCUCGCAACCGUCCUCCGCCUCUCCAAGAAGACGGCAACCAAGCACUGCUCCGUGUGCACCAACAAGUCGCGCGCCUUUAACCGGUUUUCGCAGCUCGUGCCGUGCACGGACUGCACCAAGCCCGUGUGCUCGACGUGCCGGUCGAUGCCGAACCGAGGCGAGACAUGCUGCUGGGGCUGUGUCAAAAACAAGGUCGUCGUGCGUCGUCUCUCAACAGCGGGGUUGACGCGGCGCCUCGAUGCAUCGACCCAAUCACCCGAGACGAAGCUGGGGUGGUAUACGCCCAAGCACAUUCCCAACGUCGACGAGUCCAUGUACACGCAGUCGAUCGAGGUGUAG